Messenger RNA from Paramecium sonneborni, 519 nucleotides. The record is from the annotation of a GenBank genome assembly. NCBI's taxonomy places the organism in Eukaryota, Ciliophora, Oligohymenophorea, Peniculida, Parameciidae.
AUGGUAUGCUAAUAAGGAAAAUGUAUCAAAUGUAUGGAUGGAUAUUAAAGUAUAGCUGGUAAAUGCCUUGAAAUUUUGAAUGAUGGUCAUAGGACAGGAUAUGAGCAAUGUGAUGAUAUGAAUUUAAUAGCAGAAGAUGGAUGUUUUAAUGGAUAAUUUGAUUAUCCUAGAGAAUGUGAGUAUUGUUAUCAAGGUUAAUGUCUAAAGUGUCAUACAGAAACAAAUUAAUUAGAUCUAAUUCAUAAUUAAUGCAUAUAAUUAUGUAUAGACGAAUAUUUAUCAAAUGAUGAAAAAUGUGAUGAUUAUAUUUAGAUUCAUUUUGGAUGUAAUGAGUUUUGUGAGAUCUGUUAAAAUUAUAUGUGUACUAAAUGUUAAAUUGGCUAUUACUUAGAUAAACAAAAAAACUCUUGUUAUAGUAUCUCUGGAGAUGGGAUUGUGUCCCAUAAUGAAUAAUGUGAUAUUGGUGAUUAUUUUAUGGACUAACAAUGUGCAAGUUGUAAAUUAAAAUGUUAAAAAUGA